Lates calcarifer (barramundi perch) is the source of this 3517-nucleotide messenger RNA. RefSeq names its product purine nucleoside phosphorylase 6 (gene pnp6). The record is from RefSeq and is a predicted model, not a curated record. Bases 145 to 1017 code for a protein of 290 amino acids. Gene Ontology annotation, cellular component: cytoplasm. NCBI's taxonomy places the organism in Eukaryota, Metazoa, Chordata, Actinopteri, Centropomidae. The transcript has 6 exons. Gene Ontology annotation, biological process: nucleoside metabolic process. Gene Ontology annotation, molecular function: purine-nucleoside phosphorylase activity.
CGCACCGUGACCUCCGCCGCUCCGUCCGCCGUGGCAGGAUCUCCAUCAGCAUACUGAACUACCGUGAAAUCAGCACGGAAAUCGCCUGUCAGAAACGACACGAACAGCGUCUUAUCAGCAUAUUGACCCCACUCAUCAUCAGCUAUGGACGCGGCGCCCUCCCCCUCCAGUCAGUGCAGAUACAGUUAUGAUGAGUACAAGGAGACAGCAGAUUGGCUGCUGGCCCACACAAAGCAGCGUCCUAAAGUGGCCAUCAUCUGUGGGUCAGGCCUGGGCGGUCUGGCCAAUCUGCUGGACGACAAGACUGUCUUCCCAUAUACGGACAUCCCACGUUUCCCCAUCAGCACUGUUCCAGGUCAUGCCGGUCAGUUGGUGUUUGGGAGGCUGAAGGGCCGUGAGUGUGUCUGUAUGCAGGGGCGAUUCCACUUCUAUGAGGGCUACGACAUACACACGGUGACAUACCCAGUGCGAGUCUUCUUCCUGCUGGGUGUGGAAACUCUGAUUGUGACAAACGCUGCAGGGGGACUGAACGGCAGCUACAAUGUGGGAGACAUCAUGCUCAUUAAGGAUCACAUCAAUAUGCCAGGCUUUGCAGGGCAGAACCCACUCUGUGGGCACAAUGAUAACAGGUUUGGAGUGCGUUUUCCGUGCAUGUCGGAUGCGUAUGACCGUGGGUUGAGGGCUCUGGCCAAGCAAACAGCAGAGGAGCAGGGCUGCGACAGCUUCCUGCAGGAAGGGGUUUACUGCAUGCUGGCUGGACCGACAUAUGAGACCAUUGCAGAGUGCAGAGUCCUGCAGAUGCUGGGGGCUGACGCUGUGGGUAUGAGCACAGUCCCAGAGGUGGUGGUGGCUCGUCACUGUGGCUUGCGUGUUUUGGGUCUGUCUCUCAUCACCAACAAGGUUGUGACAGAUUAUGACAGCAAUUCAAAAGCAAACCACGAAGAGGUGCUGAGGACCACCGAGCACCGAACCCAGGACCUCCAGAAGCUUGUCAGCCAACUCAUUUCCAAGAUCUAGCUCAUCUGAAAUCUGCUGGGACACACCUACCCACCCACACACACACACACACACACACACACACACAAAAACAACCUAGUGCCUAACAACUUGGUAAUUGGGGGGCGUGGUAAUCAUAGCUUUGAACAAAUGGUAAAAAGUAUGUGUAGUUGGUGAGGUGUUAAAGUUGGGAUGGAUAGGUUAUUAUUUUUUACUGGGUCAUGUGUUUAACCAGGGGAAUGUGAGUGAGAUGUUUUUAAGAUAGAGAGAACAAAUGUCAUAAGCCACUUAGAGACCAGGCCCUUUCUAACACCUAAAGAGUAACUUAACACCAUGCUGAGAAGCCUCCACAACCCUCUCUGGAUGGAAGUUUCAAGUAUAUUUCACUAACAGACCACACCAAGCAUCAGUUUUGCCUGUGGUGGGUAUGGUCCAAAGUGUGCUCUGCUGCACCGGUAACCACAUCCAACAGUGAUGCCAUGGUGUGCUGCCCUGACACACCCUGGUCAGUAAACUUCUGAAUUAGUGGCAAGGUGAGAUUUUAAACCACUGCAGGCCAGCAAAACCAAGAGUUUUCUCCUUUUUUCAGGGGCUGUUAAGAUGCUCUUUAAUAAUAGAUGGCAAAUGUGAAUCAUGAGAUGUGGAAACCAGGGUAAGGAAAUGCAGUGAAAGCAGAAUUUGAUUCAGAAUGACAAUUAAUGGGUGUCUCUAAAAUCCUUGGCAGACAUUUGGACUUUUGUUGCAUAUAUUAUUGAUUCCAAAUUUAGUCCUGUAGUGGCUAAGAUCAUGUCUUAUAAUUACAGAAUAUCAUUCUGUUAUAUAAAAUGACCAUGUUCUCAUAUAUCCAGAUCAUUGAUUGAUUUAACAGGAAUACAGUGACGGCUACUGUACAACCCCACCAGUGUGUAUUUCUAUCCUGCAUCAGAGCUGAAGGGUUGUUGGGGUUUUCUCUGUACUGCCUGUUGGCAGCAUACAAUAAGACUUUCUGAAUGCUACGCCAGUAUAUUUUAGUGCAUCUAAACAGUGUAAUGAAUAUGGGACAAGUUAAUGGUCAGCUUAUGCCACUGACUGCUAAUGACUACUAAUGGGUACAUGCAUGAUCAGCCUUUAGACAUCUCAGUAUGUCUAAAGGCUGAUCACUACCUAGUGAUCAUAAUUUUUAUGAUCACUAGGUAGCAACCUGUUCUCAUUAUUUAUUUUACAGCUUUUAAUAACUGUCAUGAAGGUUUUAUAUGCUGUCACUGACAACUUGUCAAUCCUUCAUUACUCAUGUACUUCUUAGUAAGAACAAAUGCGUAUGUAUACAGCUACCACAUAUGCAUGUAUGAUCUACCAGUUACAUGUAUUCUGAAGACACUGUGCACUUAUGGGCUGGUCUUGACAAAAAACCCCAGCUUAUUACUAUUGCAGGGUUUACUCAUGUUUCAGAGAUAAUCAUAAUAACAACCAUAAUAACAGCUGCUAAUUAGAGAGUAUUGAUUAGUUCUUGUGAUCAAACAGAGUCAUUGGGACCAAUUUGCACCUUCUGUCCUUUAUUUUGUGAUUGAUGCACAACAAAUACUUAGCUAUUAACCAAUAGAGUUUUAUGUAUAUUAUCCUAUGAUCAAAGCAGAAUUUAUUUUUAAACUAAUUUAAUGUAUUAAUUGAUUUGUUUUUUAAAAAGAGACAAAAUUCCAAUGGCAUGUCAGUCUAACUCCUCACUGAUUCUUUGACAAAUCUCUGAGAAAGAAUGAAAGUUUUAGCUAAUUCAGUGUUUUAAACACCUGUCCAAUUACAGAGAACUUUUAAUUUUAUAGCAAUCUUAUAGAUUUAUAUAUAGAAAUUGAAUGAGUCAAAGUAAAAUAUGAUAUAAUCUGACAGGUUUUUCUGCGGUGGAUUGCGUCCAUUUUAUUUGCACAACAACAGACCAUAACACUGUAAUAUCAAGAAGGGCUAUAAGAUCUGUGCCUGCAGUUUUCAAUCUUCUCUGGAUUGAGCUAGAACCCCCUGCCAGGUUCUCUUGACCAUCUUAUUCAUUAGCGCUGGAAAGGCCAGAGAAAUCCUUAGAUCAGCAGUCCUGCUCUCUGGCCAUUUGUAUCAGGCUUAACAUUAAGAUGCUAAUGGGAGUCUUAAAGGGGAAUUCCAUGCUGAAUGAAGCCUGCCAUCAUCGAAAUGUAAAAUCUGGAGCUGCCACAUGCACAAUAAAAAGGAAAUAUUGUUAUUUACACACAAUGAAUUGAUUCUAAGAGGCUUAUCUCAUUAUUGAAUGCAUUUACUGCUACCAUCUAUCAUAUUUUCCUGCAUGGGCAUACCACCAAAUUUUGCAUUUUGUUUCCUUGGUAGUCUUCUGUUGUCUGGUUGGGGACGUCUUCCUCACAUCCUCUGAUCAUAUUUACAGUUUAAUCAUAUUUACUGUAUCCAGGUCUCAGGUUAGAAACGAAUUCUCUUGCAAAAUAAAUUGGCUAUAUCUCUGACUAUUGAUUCACAGUAAUUCAUUUUCACGUAAAAUGUUGCUGCUGUCAAAUAAAAAAAAAAAACCUUG